ACUGCUCCUACCACCACUAGACCACCACCAAGUGACGUGCGAGCUUCACACACUUUUGGAGCUGUCCAACUCCACGACAAGCUCAAAGCACCACACCCCAUCACCAUGCGCCUUACGACGCUGCUUCUCGCAGCUACGUCGCUCGUCGGCGCGGUGUUUGUCGACGAGGUUGGCGACAUCGAUUACCACCACGAGCUCAUCGGCGUCCCUCAGGUCGAGACCACCCUAUUCCACAAGCCCCGGCGCGACGAUAAGGCUUCGUUACUCUACACCCUCAGCGAUGUCGGGGUGCUCGGAGCCGUCAAUCCCAGCAACGGCGCGGUCGUCUGGCGUCAAUUCCUGACGGGCAACAUCACGAAUGGAGGUGGACACUUGCGAGCGGCUGAGGACGAGGAUUGGGUUGUGUCUGCGUACGGAAGCUCAGUACAUGCCUGGAACGCCUUGUCCGGCAGGAACGCCUGGUGGAUCGACUUCGUGGGUACAAUCAAGGAUUUGGAAGUCAUGGAGAUGACAGAAAACGGACGCAAGGAUGUGCUGGCGCUUUUCGAAGAGGAGGAUGGCUCUACCGUCCUGAGAAGACUCAACGGAGCUGACGGAACUGUUGUUUGGGAGAACAAGGAUGUGUCUAAAACCAUCCCGCUCCAGGUAUCCAACAACAUCGAGAAGAUCUUUGUUGUCAGCCUUUACGGAAACGACGGUAUGUGGGCUGUGAGAGUCUCCGUCCAUGACACCCUCACUGGAAAGCGCAUCGACGAUAUAAGCCUCGGCAGCAAAGGCGACGUGACAGAUAAAAGAGACGUCAUGUUCGUUGGCGCCAACUCUGCGUCUCCCAUCGUCGCCUGGCUCGAUAGCGAUCACACGAAGCUCAAGGUCAAUGUUCUGGGCACCAAGUCGAAGCAGGAGUUUGCCCUCCCGUUUCCCAGGACUCUUGAUGUAGCUAUCCAUGCCCCGCAUCACCUCAACGCAGAGCCGCAUUUCUUGGUGCACAGCAGAUCCUCUGACAGCCACAAGGGCGAGGUCUACCACGUCAAUAUCAAGACCAAUGCCGUAACCAAGCACCACGAGCUGCCUGUGCUUCCUGGACUGGGCGCUUUCUCGACUAGCUCCGAAGGCGCCAACGUGUGGUUCACGCGCAUCACCGAAGAGGAGGUUAUCCUUACCUCGUCAAGCUCGCAUGCCAUCCUCGGAAAAUGGGCCUUUAAGGAAGGCAAUGAGAGAUUCGCGGCUCUCCACGCCGUAUCCGAGGUUAUCAAGAAGGCUGCGGACAACUUUGCUGUCCGCUGCGCAGCUGUUACUACUCUGGAUGACUGGGUUUUGGUCCGCAACGGUGAAGAGGCCUGGGUUCGCCCCGAAGGUCUUACCGGAGGUGUCGCCGCCGCCUUCGCAGAGAUCCCCGAAAGCGAGGACCUCGCCAAGACCCUUGAAGCCGAGGCACACGACAACGUCCUGUCUGCUUACAUCCACCGUGUCCAACGCCACUUCGAUGACCUCGCCUAUCUGCCCGACUAUCUCGCCUCCAUCCCCCAGCGUCUGGUUAGCAGCAUCACCGGAGCUGAGAUUACCUCAAGGACAGAGGGUCUUUCUCGCGAUGCCUUCGGCUUCAACAAGAUCGUGGUUCUGGUGACCAGACGCGGCAAGCUUUUCGGUAUUGAUAUCGGCAAGCAUGGCAAAGUCAUCUGGAAACUUCACGCUGUCGAUAUUGCCCCCUGGAACACCUGGGAUAUCAAGGGCAUCUUUGUUGAGGAUGCCAAGUCCACCGUCACUGUUCGAGGCCACUUUGGCGAUUACGUUAUAGCCAAGACAGACACCGGAAAGAUGGUUGACUCUAUGCCUGAAGGCUCCUGGGUGCAAACUCAAGCUGCCGUCAUUGUCGAUAGCCCUUCAGGACCAUGGCUCGCCCCCGUUGGAGUUGGAGGUGCCAUCGGCGACGUCCCUGCUGCAUGGAUACCCACACAAACUGUCGUCGUUCGUGGCUUGAAGGGCGAGCUGAAGGGCCUGACCUACAUUGACGAGGAAGGCACAGGCAAGGAACAGGUUGCUUGGGAGUUCUCUGCGCCAAAGGGCUUCGACAUUGUCAACAUCGCAACUCGCCCCGUCCACGAUCCCAUUGCUUCCAUCGGACGUGUUCUUGGCGACAGACGCGUCAAGUAUAAGUACCUGAACCCCAACACGAUUGUCGUUUCUGCCUACAGCAACGCCCAGUCUUCUCUCAACGUAUACCUGAUUGACUCGGUCUCGGGCGCUGUCCUCCACUCCACUACCCAUGAGGGAGUUGAUGGCAACAAGAACAUCGAAUGCACACUCGCUGAGAACUGGUUCGCCUGCUCGUUCUUCGGGCAGUAUUCUCUGAAGGAUGAUGCCGGCCAGCCUCUCUCUGGACAAACCCUGAAGGGCAACCAGAUCGUGGUCUCCGACUUGUACGAGAGCGAGUACGCCGAUGACCGAGGCCCGCUUGGUGAUGCUGCCAACUUCUCCUCUACCGAGCCUGUCGAUACCCCGACCGGCGUACCCCUUCCCUCAGUGAUCAGCCAAGCUUGGAUCUUGUCUGCCCCUUUGGCCGCUCUUGCCGUCACGCAGACCCGCCAGGGCAUCACCAGCCGACACGUCCUAGGCUACCUGCCUGAGUCUCACGCCAUUGUCAGUCUUCCCCGCCAGCUCCUUGAGCCGAGACGUCCAGUCGGACGCGACCCGACACCCGCGGAGAUGGAGGCCGAGGGCCUGAUCAGGUACCACCCCGCCAUUGAGAUCGACCCCAGACAAGUCAUUACCCACCAGCGCGACAUCAUUGGCGUGCAGAAGAUCAUUACCUCGCCCACCGUCGUGGAGAGCACCAGCUUGGUCUUCUCCUACGGCGUCGACAUCUUUGGAAGCCGUGUCGCGCCUAGCUUUGCAUUUGAUAUCCUCGGCAAGGGCUUCAACAAGAUUAGCCUGAUUUCGACUGUUCUUGCGCUCACUGUUGGUGUCACUGUGUUGGGACCCAUUGUUCGCAAGAAGCAGACCAACUUGCGUUGGGCGUAG
Messenger RNA from Colletotrichum lupini, 3018 nucleotides. RefSeq lists its product as uncharacterized. NCBI's taxonomy places the organism in Eukaryota, Fungi, Ascomycota, Sordariomycetes, Glomerellales, Glomerellaceae. The annotation marks the transcript as partial. Gene Ontology annotation, biological process: protein folding in endoplasmic reticulum. The record is from RefSeq and is a predicted model, not a curated record. Gene Ontology annotation, cellular component: EMC complex. The transcript has 2 exons. Gene Ontology annotation, molecular function: protein binding.